Podospora bellae-mahoneyi is the source of this 429-nucleotide messenger RNA. RefSeq lists its product as uncharacterized. The record is from RefSeq and is a predicted model, not a curated record. The coding region runs from base 1 to 312 and encodes 103 amino acids. Lineage: Eukaryota; Fungi; Ascomycota; Sordariomycetes; Sordariales; Podosporaceae. The transcript has 3 exons.
AUGUCGGCCGAGGAGGCGGUGUCAAAGCGGGGGUGGAUCAAGCGAUACAGGCGCCGAGGAGAACAACGACCUGAAGGAGGCGCGGAAGGAGUACGAGGUUGGGCGGUAGCCGCGGAGGAUGGAGGGGUUGUCGCGGCGCCAUGGCUCAAGUUGGUCGAAGAGGAGGAGUUCGAGCCUGUGCUCGAUGUCGGUGGCGGUUUGGACGAUGGUUUCGGUGAGGGAGGGGCGGCGUUUGCGGAGGCCGGAGCCGGAGCCGGAGCCUGGACCGGUGGUGCCGGGAUUUUGUUUGGCGGGGCCGGGCAUGGCGGUUGAAGGGACGGCUGGUCGGCUGGCUGACUACCUACCCACUUUGGUGUGACAAGUGUUACUCUGGAGGUGCUCAGAGGCAAGAAAAGGGGCAUGUAACGAUAUUUUGCAUUUGUUGUGAGA